UGACGCGUUUUUUGCCUCGUUGGAAGGUGUUUUCAGGAGGAAGCUCCGGGCUGUUCACGGUAGCGGAAGAAAAAAGCUGAGUAGAGAAAGCAAAACGCAUUCGAACGAGCUUGUUUGAGUUGAUAUCAUCUUCUGUUAUCAAACGAUGUCAGCCACAGAGGACCUUCCAGACAUGGAUGGGGCAGACCUCAUCGGGCUGCUGUUCCAAGAUGGCAACAAUGGAUGCACUGAGCCCCUCUUUCAGGAUGAAGAUGGGCUUAUUGAAUCCUGGCUGUCUGAGCAAGAAAUGUUGACAGGUAUGGAUACUGAAGAUUUCCUGUCCAGCUUGUUAGAUGGAGAUGACAACAGUGGAGGCCUUCUGUCCGUCUCAUUCCCUUGUCCGUCUCAUUCCCCGCUGGGGAGCGACAGCGGCAUUUCUGACGACAGCAGCACGGGCGCUGGAAACAACAACACUCUGGGAAGUCCACGCGGCAGUGAAAGCGACAUAGUACCCAGUCCCAGCUAUUCUCACCCCAGCCCUGUGCACUCUGACCCCACCCUUACCUCAGAAGAGCUGCAAGCAGAGAGCCCUGAGGCCUUGUCGGUCCAUGCGGAUCACAGCUACUCUCUGCUGCAGAGCGGAGUCAGAGAUAUGGACGUGCUGGAGAGUGUCAGGGCAGAGAAGCCAGAUACAGAUGUCUUCAUUGAUCUGGACGACUUGGUGAGUGAUGCUAUGGAGGAGGACUUCACCACUGAGCUGCCUUGUACUUUGGCCAUAGAGAACUCUGCACAUGAUUUAGCUCAGCUAACCAAAGUAGACCAGUUCCAGUUUAAAGAGAUUGUUCUCACAGAGGAGGAGAAGCGGCUUUUGGCAAAAGAAGGAUCCACCAUUCCCGAGCACAUGCCUCUCACUAAGGCAGAGGAGAGGACUUUGAAGAGGAUCAGGAGGAAGAUCCGCAACAAGCAGUCUGCUCAGGAGAGCCGCAAGAAGAAAAAGGUGUAUGUUGAUGGACUGGAAAACAGGGUUGCUGUCUGCACUGCACACAACCUGGAACUUCAGAAGAAAGUCCAUCUGCUUCAGAAACAGAACAUGUCUUUGAUUGAGCAACUGAGGAAACUCCAGUCUAUAGUGAAGAUGUCUACUUUGAAGGCCAGCACAACCAGCACUUGUGUUAUGGUGUUCCUGCUCUCGUUCUGUCUCAUCAUCUUUCCGUCCGUUAAUCCAUUUGGUGGAAACACUCAGCAGGAGUCCUACACACCUUCAUCUGGCAUUUCCCGGACCUUGCGCUCAGUGCCAUCAGAAAACACAGAUCCUACGUUUUACCUGGAGACAGAGGAUGAUCCACUUGUCUUGGUGUCAGAAGUAGUGGAGAACACCAAGGCCAUCUUCUCAGGCGGUCAGAACAACCACACCCCCGAUUACGAGAGGGUGGAACAAUCUGACUCUGAGACUGGCGUCAACAGCAACUCCUCAGCAGACUUCCCAAGUCCCGCUCAGGCGGCAGAGAUGAAGCCGGGGUCCCCUGGCAGUGUGGGUCCUUUAAAGGAAGGAUCCAUUGAUCCCGUGGUGGCGACUGCUGUGGCGAACGACGUGCCGGGAUCUAAAGAGAACUGGAUUGACCGAAGCCCCCCGUCUGUCAUUCUACAGCAGCACCGCUCUGAUGAGAUGUAGGUGCAUUUUUAAUCAUUGAACCAACAGAGGGAGACAUUAUUUUUAACUGUUAAAUGAGGGAAUCUUAAGCUUAAAAUAAGAAUGAAGGUAAAAAUACUACCAUCUGUCCAGACAGGGUACUCCCUGUUUUUCAUUGCUUUUCUCAUUUAUUGCAGGUUUUUUGCACUUUUUAUCUGAUUUCAUUGAAGAACUGAAGAAACUUUCACAGUAUAAACUACUGAAUGUUUCUAUAUGAAAAAGGAUCAGCGUUGCCAUUAUAUAAAUUUCUGGUCUACUGCAGGCCACAUGCUACUGAAGUAGCCCCCAAGGGGUUUUUAACUCGUUUUACAAUGUGAUGACCAAAAGUAAUGAAUCUAAAUUUGCAAACUGGGGAACAAUGAUACUUUUUUUUAUAUGUAUACAAGAUUUAGCAGAGAGACUUUUUAAUUUUGCCUUCAGCAGGUAUUGACAUGCUCCUUCAAAACCAUGAAUAAAAGUCCAGCCCUCCAUCAUAGAUUGUAUUGUAGAAGAAAAGCUGCUUGACUCAUAAAGCUUGAACGAAGUGGUUGUUUGACCACUGUAUCUAUUGCUUAAGCCAUUGCAGGACAUUUGGCCAUUUAGAAGACUAGUAAAGUGUGUUAGUAUUUCCCUUGUACCAAGGGAUUCCAUGUGCUUUAUAAUUUUAAAAUGCUCUUGAUAUUUUUUGUACAGUAAAGCAAAAGGAAAUACAGCAAAAAUGCCCAUGAGUUCCUUAGUUUAUAAUUGUUAGUGAUGCCCAGUCUGCUGUAAAAUGUUUUACCAGCUCGUCAAAUUGUCUUUCUUUGUAAAAGUCUAAAAUACCUUUUCACUCAUGUGUAUUAAGAAGGGGAUUAAUAAAUAUUUGCUCAGUGAACUAUUUGCAGUAAAGUAUACUCAAAGAUGUAAUGAUCUGUUUUGUCAGUGAAACAUUUUAUUUUAUCUUUUUCUGUAUAUAUUUUUUUGUUACUGUCAGUGACAAAUGAAAUCUAAAUUGUACUGGAACGGCUUUGGUAUAAUUCUCAUGAAAUGAGAUUUUCAACAUUAGUCAUGUCAAAGCAAAUGCACUGACGUUUGACAGUCCGAGAAUUAAAUGUAAAUACAAUAUAUGAUUGUUAGUUGUAUGUUUUCUGUACAUACAAACUAAAUGUCUGAAUAUCUAUUAUAAUAAACUUUUUUUUAUAAAUAAGAA
Xiphophorus hellerii (green swordtail) is the source of this 2837-nucleotide messenger RNA. RefSeq names its product cAMP responsive element binding protein 3-like 3 like (gene creb3l3l). NCBI's taxonomy places the organism in Eukaryota, Metazoa, Chordata, Actinopteri, Cyprinodontiformes, Poeciliidae. Gene Ontology annotation, biological process: regulation of transcription by RNA polymerase II. The record is from RefSeq and is a predicted model, not a curated record. Gene Ontology annotation, molecular function: RNA polymerase II cis-regulatory region sequence-specific DNA binding; DNA-binding transcription factor activity, RNA polymerase II-specific. Gene Ontology annotation, cellular component: nucleus.